AUGGGCAGCUCUCUAUCGCUCCCAAAUAGAGACAAACGCCGACGAUCGAAUCGACUUUCAAAACCACCACAGAAUCAAUCAGUUCCAGGCUGUCCUAGCUCGCGCUCAUUGCCUCAGCCUGCCGAGCGAGCGCUAUCGCUCCCAUCUACCCCAACUGCAAGGCAAACCCCCUGGACGGGUGUUUCUGUUCCUGUCGACUCUGAUGAUUUUGUGCUGCACAACCCGCGGUCACAGUCAUUUUCCGCUAAGCCAUUGAGUCGCGAAGCGACGUUAAGAUCAUCUGUCGCUCGGCGAAGCAUUCACAACACAGCGCAUGAGGAUGUCCUGCCUAGGGACGUGAAGCUGUUGCCACAGUGUCGCCCAACUACGCCCAGUGAUUUUGGGUACACCCACCUAGGUUCCCUCAAACUAGGAUCUUUACGUGUUGUCAACGGAUCCGCAUCCCCUUGUCCCAGUGACCGGACGCGUCUUGACCAAUCAGGAAGCCCAGCUUUGGAGGUCAUCCCUGACAUCCUAAACUUCAAGGAUUCUUUCAGUAUUGGGACCGCCCCGUCUUCAGAGGCGUACGCCAAAUAUCAAUCAAUCCUCGACGCUACAAAUCCCGACCAUGUCGGGAAUCCACAAAAUGAAACAUGCCCAAACGCUCUGGUCCAUUCGGUUUCCUCCGCAAUUAAUGGUAUGCCGGUGACUAUUUUGGACAUUUCGUGUGCCACAUCAGCUGGGGAUGAUAUCGACGUUCCCGCUAGUCCUUUCUCCUUUGAAAAGUCGCCCACAACGACAUCAUGCCGCGGGAUGGACUUACGUGAGGCCGACGAUGAGGGUAUAUCCGUUUAUGACAGAGACCGACAGCUGCGCAAGCUCUCAUAUACGAGGAGACAGCGGCUACAGCUCCGCGGCCUCGCAUCGGAAUUCCAGUGA
Messenger RNA from Aspergillus mulundensis, 918 nucleotides. RefSeq lists its product as uncharacterized. The transcript is spliced from 3 exons. NCBI's taxonomy places the organism in Eukaryota, Fungi, Ascomycota, Eurotiomycetes, Eurotiales, Aspergillaceae. The record is from RefSeq and is a predicted model, not a curated record. The coding region runs from base 1 to 918 and encodes 305 amino acids.